Messenger RNA from Striga hermonthica, 2103 nucleotides. NCBI's taxonomy places the organism in Eukaryota, Viridiplantae, Streptophyta, Magnoliopsida, Lamiales, Orobanchaceae. The record is from the annotation of a GenBank genome assembly.
AUGUCGUGGUUACGGUCGGCGGUGAACCGAGCGGUGGAGGUCGGCGGCAACAGGAAUCUCAGCCGCGUCGUGCGCAGUUAUGCCGACACCGUCGUGAAUCAGGCCGGCCAGGCCGUCGUUGGCGGGGCCAAGCUGUUCCAGGAUCGCAUUGGAGCUCGGAAUUUCCAAAAUUAUAAGCUUGCAGUAAAACAAUUAGAAGAAGUUUCUGUUUCGUGUAGGGGAAUAGAAAGGGUUCAAUUACUGAGAAGAUGGUUAGUUGCAUUGAAAGAGAUCGAAAGGCUUAAGGAAGACAUCAAAAGCGAAAAUCUCGACAAGUCUGGCGAAUCGUGUGAUCCUCAACAGAGGCCAAAUGUGGUUAUGUAUUAUGAUCCUGACAUUGGUGAACCUAUGAAUUUUCGGGAUAUUUUCCUCCGCAGCCAAGCUCUUGAGGGCAUUACGCUGUCUUUAAUUCUUGAAGAGCCCAUUCAAGAGGAACUCAUUUUGCUUCAACAGAUAUUUCGGCUAUGUCUGCUGGGCGAUAAAGAAGCUCAAGAUGUAACGGUGAACUACGUACAAGAAUUGGCAAACGCCUUCACAAACUAUAAUGAGGAAAUUCUGACGAAGAGAGAAGAGCUGCUGCAAUAUGCACAGGAUGCAAUAGCAGGACUGAAAGUCGAUGCUGAGAUAGUAAGAAUAGAUUCUGAAGUCUCCAAUAUACAUAAGAAACUAGAUGAGAUGAAAAACCAGCUGCCUUUUAGUGACGGCGGUGAGAAAUCCUCCGACAAAGCAGCUGAUACCUCGACUGAGAAUCUGAAGGAAGCACUCGAACAUUUUAAACUUUGUUCCCGGUUGGAGGAGCUUCUGUUGCAGAAGAAACUCAUUAAGAACUGGGAUUCACCAGCUGCCCAUAGCAAGAAGAUUGAUAAGCUAAAGGUUUUAUCAGAAUCCCUCGCCAGCUCGGCCCUGAAAGCUGAAAAGCGCAUUUCGGAUAACAGAAUGCAGAAAGAAGAAGCUCUUAAAUUCCGGGUGAACAAAACCAGUGAAAUGAGCCAACUCGAAAAGGAACUUACAGCUGAAAUCAAGGACCUCCAAAACAAGAAAGACGAGCUUGAAGAUGAGCUGAAAAAGGUUACAACUGCCUUGACGUCUGCACAUGCCCGCCUGCGUAAUGCUCAGGAAGAACGGGAUCAGUUUGACGAAGCUAGUAGUCAGAUCAUUCAACAUUUCAAGUUAAAGGAUGACGAGCUGUCAAGAUCUGUAGCUUCAUAUAGAGCAGAAGCAGAAGUUUGCAACAAGUUCGUCAAUUUUCUCGAUACCACUUGGGUUUUCCAGUCAUUGCAUGCAGACCAAAAGGAGAAGCGGGUCAAUGAUGAGCUGGAGAGACAUGAAGAGUACUUUGUGGAUUGGACAAUAAGCUUCCUAACUACAGAAAAGGACGAGGUAGCUUCUUCAAUUUCUACAAUUAGGGACAUUGUAGAGAAUUUGAAAGGGCUAUACGGGAUACCUACCACAGACGAAAAGGACGACAAAGUAAACGCAAGAAAAACUCUUGAAGAACAAUACCAUACUCAGAUUAAUAAGUUAACGACAACAUUCGGCGUAGUCGAUAGCAUUAAGAAUCAUUUUUCAACACAAGAAGAUGAGGAUUCGAGCGGGAGAAAACCCAACGUGAAAGUGAACGAACUAUUAGACGAGCUCGAAAGGGUCAAAUCUGAAUACGAAUCGAUCAAAAGGCCACGUUUGCAACAUGAGCCGCCACCCGUACCAGACGAGGUGGUUCCUCCACAGCCAAAGCUGAGGGCUCCACGAAUUCCAUUUUUGUCCCCGAGGCCAUCUCCAGACGAAAAAACCGAGCUUAUUAGUACCCAAUCAGGCUCGGAGAAUGAGGCGCAAAGAAGGAUUUCUUUAGGAUUCAGUCCGAAUAUUGCUCUGCCAUUGGUCAGAAGCCGUUCGGCUAACAAUGAUGCCAAUUAUAAUAGGCCUUUGGAUGCAGAGACACAGUUUUCCAAGUUGAAAUUUGAGCUGGAACUCGACGAGGGACACAGCAGGAGGAGCUCCAUGGAUAUUCUCGAUUGGGAGUUUGAUGAGCACGUCGAGAAAGAACCGAAAAAGAGCGUGCAAUGA